This is a messenger RNA of Mus musculus (house mouse), 6290 nucleotides long. It is a transcript of the gene Gpr45, whose product is annotated as G protein-coupled receptor 45. Gene Ontology annotation, biological process: G protein-coupled receptor signaling pathway. Lineage: Eukaryota; Metazoa; Chordata; Mammalia; Rodentia; Muridae. The transcript is spliced from 3 exons. The record is from RefSeq and is a predicted model, not a curated record. Bases 3038 to 4159 code for a protein of 373 amino acids. Gene Ontology annotation, cellular component: membrane; ciliary membrane; plasma membrane.
GGAUUUAUUAGAGUGGGUUACAGUCUGUGGUCCUGCUAACCUAACAAUGGCUAUCUCCCACCAAUAGGAAGUCCAAGAAUCCAGUCGUUGUUUAGUUCAUGGGACUGGAUAUCUCAGCUGGUCUUCAGUAUGUGCUGGAAUCAUCAACCUUAGCAUAGAAAUACAUACUCUUUCUUCAGGUCUUCAUUUCCUUAUGAAAGCGUCUGUGCUGUGAAACAUUUGUUUUGAACACAUCUUGAUGCUUUUUCCUUCCUGGUCUGUCUUCUUUUGCAUUGGUAUUAGCCAUGAACAUAGCAUCGGUGAAACAAAGGCAUUCUCUCCUACAGAAUUAUGGGGUAGGCAUGAGUCAGGAAAAGGUGCACAGACCUGAAAGUGCCAAGGGAUAUGCCUGUAUGGAACCAGACAGGCAAAGAGUGUUCUGAGCAGGUGUGAGGAUGUCACAAAGAUCAACACUGAAGACAGUGCUUGACAGAACACAGGGCCAGGUCAGUCUGGAAAUGUAUGUGCCCAGAGAGGUGACAGCAGUGUGACGCAUGGGAAUGAAUGCUUGGAGGCUCCGGUACUUGACCAUAAAGGCAGUGGGGUUCACUGCACAUUUGGGCAAUGUUGUCUUUUGUUUUGUUUUAAAUUUUACAAUGGAAAUGAGAUAACAUAUACAAAAAUAAACUAGUAUAACAAGUAUCUUCUUACUUAUUAUCCAGAUGCAUUAAUUAUUAAUAUAUGGCCAGCUUAUUUCAUUUAAAUUUUUCCAUUGCUUGCUUCUUGCCCACUGGAUUAUUUGAAUUAAAUCAGUCCUAUCAUUUAAUUUGUCAGGGAUUCAAGAUGUAUCUUUAAGAGAAAAAAAAAUCUUCCUUUUUUUAACAUACCACAAUUUCAUUCCUACAUCUUCAGAAUGUACAAUAAUUUCAUAAUGGGAUCUGUUUUAGUUUCCUUUCUGUUGCUGUGAUUAAAGUGCCCUGGACUAAAAGUGCAUUCAGGAGGAAAGAGUUUGUUCAAUUUAUAAUUGCAGACCCCAAUCCAUUAUUGCAGGAAGUCAAGGCGAGAACUUGAAGGAGCUACACCCAUAGUGAAAAGCAAAGAAUAGUAAAUGCUCUAAGGAAAAUAAGUCAGAAAAGCAGACUGUCUCAGUCUUAACAGUCGGAAGCUGCUUUGCUGGACCAGUGGGGGCACCAAACUUUCUGCAGGCUGAGCUCCUUCAGAGGCACUGGGAUGGACGCUGGUUGUGGGGAUUUGGGGCUUUUUGUCUUGUUUUCAGCACUACAGAUCAAACCUAGGGCCUUCUGCAUCUUAGGUAAGCGCUCAGUCUACCUUAGAAGAGUGACAUCCCUAGCCCUAUUUUAAGUUCACGACUUGCAAUUUCCUCACCUCUCUUCUGGUAGAACUUAGUCACAUGAUUAUACCUACCUUCAGGGAAAAUGUCAUAUAUUAUCUAGUGUCAUGCUAAGAUUCUGGGGUGCUGUUGCUAAAGUAGGAAAAGAAGGAGGUGAGGGAGGGGGAAAUUGUGGAGAGUGAAUGAAGUCUUGAGUGAAUGUAUUUUAUUGGCAUGACACCCAUGUCAAGGACCACAGUGCCUCUGACCUAUGAGUCAAGUCUUAUGAAUGGCAAAGACUUGCCCUGCUCCCAAUACUGAUUUAACUAAAACCAGGGUGCACAUAAAUUAUCAACUGCAGCUUCCUGGUCUGGGAUGCUGACACUGUAUGCAAGAUUGCUUGAAGGAGUCAGGUUGGGAAGGGUGAUUUUUCUGGGAAAGGCAUUGGAAGAAAAUGCUGCCAUGGGGUGUUGGAAGGAGGAGUAAACCUUCUCCUGGCUUCCCGCUGCUAUGCUCUACCCUAAAGCUCAUGAAGGAGCAAGAGCAGUUCCACUGAGAAGGCCACCCUGAGAAGCAGGCAGCUAGGCAGAUCUGAUCACAGCAGGAAGCAAGAAAACAGCCACGGGGGAGGAUUAAUCUGAAGCCACAACACAUAUUUGUGUAGCUUUCCUCCAGGUCUGGGGGUUACCAUCCAGGUGCUUGUCCAUGAAGUUACAUGGGGGAACAGCUCCUAAGCCUGAGUACUUGUAUGCAAAGUCUGCCAAGUGUUUAUGAACAUAAUAAAUGACUCUCUCGACAGGGAAAUGGUCCUACAACUCUUCUGAGAAGUAAGAAGGCCGAGCUGUGCACUCAGGUUUCCCUCAGCCAUCCAUCAUUGUCAAGGAUUCGUGGGAAGGCAAUACCCAACCUACAAAGGAGGCGACUGCAUGUACCUUUGGACUUAAAUGGCUCAGUGUGGAUCCCACCUAGCAAAAAGUGACUUCACCAACAUUUCCAUGAAAAAUAUUUAUAAAACUUCAAGAGAAAAAAAGUUGUCAUCAAUGAAGAAAAACAAUGGAAUCUACUUUAAACCUAGCAUCAGUAAUGCCAGCUGUGGAAGGGGCAAAGCCUCUUUUUCUGGAAGUAAAUUCUUGCUGCCUCAAUAGUCAGCAAAAGUAUCCAUCUGUGAGAAGGCAGAAGAAAAAUACUUUUUUUUUCAGAGAUGCAAAGGCUUAGAAUGAUUUCUUAGCUUGUCGCUUUCCCUGGAACCUUUUCUUAUCAGGUAAACUACAGAUGUUUUCCAGAAAAGAGACGGCUAUGGAUUUAGGAACAAAUGAAUCAUAAGCCACCUUGGUACUGACCCAGUGGACAGAGCCAAGAUCUGGCGCAGAGACAAACAUUCAGGAGGGACAGCAAGCAAGACUGAAAAUACUUGGUUAAAACAGAGGUGACAAGAAACUCAAGGGAAACACAAACAUCUGAACACAACAGCCAUCGGCCAUGCUGUAGCAUCCUAGGGAGCUGUGCAAGCCCAUGGCUACCACAGAAACAGGACAAGGAUGUGACUGAUGAAUCACAAAACCCAGCUAGCACCUCCAAAGGAAGAUUUCUCCCAACGACUCAAGAGCCCUAGAGAACCUGCCAUAUCAAAUAAAAAGAUGAAGUCAGCAAACAGAAAAUGAAAGCCACCCAAGGGCUGGAGGGUUCCCUCGUAGCCACUUCUAUCCAGGUCCUGAAUUUCUCUUCACCAUGGCCUGUAACAGCACACCCAUGGGGACUUACGAACAUCUGCUGCUGAAUGUGAGCAACACUUUGGACCCUGGGGACACCCCACUGUCUGCACCGCUCAGGAUCUCGCUGGCAAUAAUGAUGCUGCUGAUGAUCGUGGUAGGAUUCCUUGGCAACACGGUGGUCUGCAUCAUCGUGUACCAGAGGCCAGCCAUGCGUUCAGCUAUCAACCUGCUGCUGGCCACCUUGGCCUUCUCCGACAUCAUGCUGUCUUUAUGCUGCAUGCCAUUCACGGCCAUCACCCUCAUCACUGUUCGCUGGCAUUUCGGGGACCACUUUUGUCGGCUUUCAGCUACUCUCUAUUGGUUUUUUGUCCUAGAGGGCGUGGCCAUCCUGCUCAUCAUUAGCGUGGACCGGUUUCUCAUCAUCGUGCAGCGUCAGGACAAGCUGAACCCACGCAGGGCUAAGAUGAUCAUCGCGGCCUCCUGGGUGCUGUCUUUCUGCAUCUCUGCGCCCUCCUUCACUGGCUGGACGUUCAUGGAGGUGCCUGCUCGAGCCCCACAGUGCGUGCUAGGCUACACUGAGUUCCCAGCUGAACGCGCCUAUGUAGUGACACUGGUGGUGGCAGUGUUCUUUGCUCCCUUCGGCGUCAUGUUGUGCUCCUAUCUGUGCAUCCUCAAUACGGUGCGGAAGAACGCUGUCCGUGUGCACAACCAGUCGGACAGCCUGGACCUCAGACAGCUGACCGGAGCUGGCCUGAGACGUCUCAGACGGCAGCAGCAGCAGGCCAGCCUGGACCUGAGUUUCAAAACCAAGGCCUUCACCACCAUCCUCAUCCUCUUCGUGGGCUUUUCACUCUGCUGGCUGCCACACUCAGUCUACAGCCUGCUGUCUGCGUUCAGCCGGCGGUUCUAUUACAGCGCCUCCUUCUACACCACCAGCACAUGCGUCCUGUGGCUCAGUUACCUCAAGUCUGUUUUCAACCCCAUCGUCUACUGCUGGAGGAUCAAGAAAUUCCGCGAGGCCUGCAUAGAGUUGCUUCCCCACACUUUCCAAAUCCUCCCUAAAGUGCCUGAGCGGAUCCAGAGGAAAAUCCAGCCAAGCACCAUCUAUGUGUGCAACGAAAACCAAUCCGCUGUCUAGGGAGCAGGUCAGCACAGGCCAACAGUCCACUCAAUUGGUCCCGGCUUAGACCCUGCUCCCUAGACUUUAGUUGUCUGCGUUUUGUGGUGACUACACAAGCACAAAGGUACUCAUUUGUUACCAGGUGAUCUGUGGCUUUCAAUUUUCCAGUUUCCAUAAGAUGAAUUAUUUUCUCUCUCUCUCUCAGAGAAACUAUAUAUAUAGCUCUCAUGGGAAUUGGGGCUUGCAGAAGUCGGCCAGAAAGUGAGAAGGGAUGGGGAAAGCCAAAGGUGACGCUGGCUGAGGGUAGGGCAAGAGGAGGAUCUAUCAAUAGGGUAUAUCCCCCCCCCACACACACACACACACAAAGACACUCCACAUGCUCAGAAGUCCCUGGUGGCAGAUUGUCGUGGCCAUUGUUCACUCUGAUGCCAGCAUUCUUCAGAGUUGUGUCUGUAGGGUCUGGGUACAGCACAGAGGUCUUCAUAAUCUUCAACUGUGUGUUUCUGGUCACAUAAAAUUAUCGUUUCUAGAAAGAAAUCACGUUGGGUUUGGGAUGUUCUUGAGGUCCCCAGUGUGGCAGGUGAUGGUGGUGUCAGUGGCUCAAAGCCUUGAUCAUAUGUAUUGUGGCAGCUUAACUGAAAUGAGGAAUCCACCCAGACACUCACUCAGGCAUGUGCCCACCCCUUACACAUCCGGCUAGCCUGACAGUCCCUGUCUAUCUGUUCCUGUCCCCUUUGGCCCCUUCGUUUGCAUCCUUUCCAGUGUGCUAAGAACAUACCUAGUGUCCCUCGUCCACGGGGCAAAUGUUUGUAGUGGCUUGCUCUCAGAAGCAGGGGCAGCCAGUGGCCCUGGCUUUGUUUACACAUCUCUGGACAACCCAGAGCCUUGUGAGGCACCAAAUCCACACUAGCAACAGAAUUGCUAUAGGGACAGAACAGACACCCCUCCCCAAAGUGGGGCUUAUACCCGUCCACCUCAGUUCCUCCUACCUCACUCAUGUCCACUGCUGCUGCCGAAUCCUCUUGCCCAGAACCUGAUCCUGGGUGUGAAGUCGCUUAGAGGAGACAUUCUGCGUGGACCCUACACUUGGCCACUAUGCUUGUGGCCGGCCACCUGUCAUGACAGCUUCCAGUGUAGGAAGAAGGCGAGCGAGUCCUGCACAUCUGGGGCACAGCAGUGGGUCCAUUGAGCUCUCUUUACAAAGUCAGAUCUGAAGAGAGGGAGAAGUUCAGAGAAUCUGAUUCCAGGUCUGACUCUUAUCAGGGACCAGUUAGUAAUCCUGUUCAUUUCAUCUCCUACCGUCAGCCUCAGUUUACCUGUUUGUUAAAGGAGGAGGCGGGUCUACAUGGCUUCAGUCCCCUACAUUCUACACUUAACAUUAGCCAAACGGCUAAGAAGUGACAAGUCCCCUGGGUUCUCAACUGGAUGUUUUCUUCAUGGGAUCACCAGGUCCCAUGCACUCAUGUAUUCACCCGUAGGUGGGCAUUUAUUAAGUGCCUAUUGGAUGCAAUGCACUGUGCAAGUGAUAGUGGUAGAGAAAGGCUGGAUGGCACCCAAACUUAAUUGAUUUAUCUCAGGAGUGUGAGAACUCAGCCCACUUUGCUCAUUUCUUAUCUCUCUCCAAGUCAUACUCAGACACUAGCUCCCUACUCUCUCACUCUCUGUGGUGAUGGAGACAGUGCAGGAAGCUGCGGUGUGACGAGAACAUAACUUAUGUUAAGUUCAGCCCAGGGAAGUGUGUCUGCCAAGAAAACGACUGACCCGUUUCCAUCAGAAAAGAGGGAAAGAGAGAGAAGAUGGGACUGGUGUCAUCAAAGCUAGUGCCACCAAUCCUAUGCCUCUCUCAGUGCCCCCGCAAGGAUCAGACUAGCCUCAGCUUCUAUGGGUUAGGUUUGCAGGGCCCAAUGGUGCCCAAGAGAAUUGCCAGACCACUGUCGGGGGCAAGCAUAUGGGCACCUCUCCUCCAGUGGUAUUUUAGAGAAUUUUUUCAGGAACCUUGAACAAAAACCUUGUGAUUACAAAACUGAAUGAAGGUACCAAAAUUUACAUCAAUGUGUGUUAUAUGAUAUAUGUUGGAUAGUAAUAUAUAUGUUUCAAAGUAAUAAUUUUGUAUAUAUUUUAAAUAAAGUGUUAUGGCUCUUUCAGUGUA